GGCAUCGAUAGUCUGUGUCGAUAUUCAGGGUUGUGUUGUGAGCAUUUUUGCAUGUUGAAAACGCCGAAAUUAAGUUUUUGGUUUUGUUUAUAAAAAUAGCUCCAAAAUGGCGGCCGGUCCAAUUGCUGAACGCAACCAAGAUGCCACCAUCUACGCCGGCGGUCUGGACGACAAGGUGUCGGAAACGCUGCUCUGGGAGCUGUUUGUGCAGGCAGGACCCGUGGGUAAGUCUAGUCACACAUGUAUAGUCCUCACCAGCUCCCUAAUCGUCAUGCUUUCAGUGAAUGUACACAUGCCCAAGGAUCGGGUCACUCAAAUGCACCAGGGCUACGGAUUCGUGGAGUUCCUCAGCGAGGAGGAUGCCGACUAUGCUAUAAAGAUCAUGAACAUGAUCAAGCUCUAUGGCAAGCCCAUUCGCGUAAACAAGGCGUCGGCGCAUCAGAAGAAUCUGGACGUCGGCGCCAACAUCUUCAUUGGCAACUUGGAUGUGGAGGUAGACGAGAAGCUGCUGUACGAUACGUUCUCCGCCUUUGGUGUUAUUCUGCAGACGCCGAAGAUUAUGAGGGAUCCGGAGACGGGCAAGUCAAAGAGCUUCGCCUUUAUCAACUUUGCCAGCUUCGAGGCCAGCGAUGCGGCGAUGGACGCCAUGAACGGCCAGUACCUGUGCAACCGUCCCAUUUCCGUGUCCUAUGCCUUUAAGAAGGAUCACAAGGGCGAGCGUCACGGCUCAGCUGCAGAGCGCCUGCUGGCCGCCCAGAAUCCAUCGGCCCAUGCGGACCGGCCGCAUCAAUUGUUCGCCGAUGCACCUGUGCAGAAUAUGAUGCCCCAGAUGCCGGGCCAGAUGAUGCCACCACCAAUGAUGGCGCCACCGCCGCCGGUGGUGCCCGUUUCGAAUAACAACAUGGGCAUGAUAGCACCGCCGCCUCCCGUUCCCCAGCCUGCUCCAUUCCCAGCCACGAUACCGCCGCCACCGCUGCCACCAAUGGCCGGCGGACAGCCGCCUCUGCCGCCAGCAAUGGGCAUUCCGCCGCCGCCACGCAUGAUGCAGCCAAAUGCCUGGGCACCGCCGGGCAUGCCAGCUCCUCCUCCAAGACCGCCGCCCACCAACUGGCGUCCACCGCCCGUGCCCUUCGCUCCCACGCCCUUCGCACGGCCCUAUCAACCCGACGGCUACCAGUACUAAAAAUCUAGCGUGUAGUGUAUACCAAUUUGGACGAGAGAAAAUAAACUUUAAUAGGAUUUAUUAAUGAAGAAUGCUCUGGGAUAUGUUAAGACUUCUACUCUUCGUCCUCAUAUGCAUUUAACGCCAGAAACCCCUUUUGGGAGAUGUUUAAAUCACCAUUUUAUUCCCAUUUAGUAGUCACAUUAUACACUUCAAAUUCUUACAAGACGAAAUUAAAUGAAUUGGAAAUAGGAUUUAAAAUGAAUGAAAUGCUUCGGUAUAACUUGACAUUGGUCAUAAUCUUUUUAUGGAACUAUUUGUCUCAAUAAAUAUAAAACGAUUUCGCAAAAUGUUCAUCCUAUCAGUUCUAAUUAUAGUUUGUACAUUAAUAUAACUUAUAAAGAAAGCGAU
This is a messenger RNA of Drosophila santomea, 1573 nucleotides long. It is a transcript of the gene Spx, whose product is annotated as splicing factor 3B subunit 4. The record is from RefSeq and is a predicted model, not a curated record. NCBI's taxonomy places the organism in Eukaryota, Metazoa, Arthropoda, Insecta, Diptera, Drosophilidae. The coding region runs from base 107 to 1183 and encodes 358 amino acids. Gene Ontology annotation, molecular function: RNA binding. Gene Ontology annotation, cellular component: nucleolus; U12-type spliceosomal complex. The transcript is spliced from 2 exons. Gene Ontology annotation, biological process: positive regulation of mRNA splicing, via spliceosome.